Molecule: messenger RNA, 1609 nt
Organism: Micropterus salmoides (largemouth bass)
Lineage: Eukaryota; Metazoa; Chordata; Actinopteri; Centrarchiformes; Centrarchidae
Product: hairy/enhancer-of-split related with YRPW motif protein 1-like
Exons: 5
Coding region: 105-1037 (310 amino acids)
Biological process (GO): regulation of transcription by RNA polymerase II; anterior/posterior pattern specification; circulatory system development
Cellular component (GO): nucleus
Molecular function (GO): DNA-binding transcription factor activity, RNA polymerase II-specific; protein dimerization activity; RNA polymerase II cis-regulatory region sequence-specific DNA binding
Source: RefSeq, a predicted model, not a curated record
AUGAUCACAGCAGAAGCAGAAGCAACUCUCUGCUGUCAGUACCCAACUAGAGCUUUCUCUGCCAGGAGUAGCCUACUUCUGAUAACUGUAGGCUUGGAAGAAAAAUGAAGCGAAGCCACAAUUACAGUUCGUCGGAUAGCGACCUGGACGACAAUGUUGAGGUGGAGAAGGAUAGUGGAGACGAAAAUUGUCAACUUGAUUCCCACGGCUCGAUGUCACCCUCCACAACCACACAAGUUCAAGCCAGAAAAAGGCGAAGAGGGAUAAUUGAGAAACGCAGACGUGACCGAAUCAAUAAUAGCUUGUCAGAGUUGAGAAGACUGGUGCCAAGUGCUUUUGAGAAACAGGGAUCAGCUAAAUUAGAAAAAGCAGAAAUUUUGCAAAUGACUGUGGACCAUUUGAAGAUGCUUCAUGCCUCUGGUGGCAAAGGCUAUUUUGAGGCUCAUGCUCUUGCUAAGGAUUACCGCAGCUUGGGCUUCAGGGAGUGCCUGGCAGAGACGGCUCGCUACCUGAGCAUCAUAGAGGGUCGGGAGAGUGCAGACCCCCUCCGUAUACGUUUGGUGUCCCACCUCAGCAACUACGCCUCUCAGAGAGAGGUGCACACUGGACUGGAACACUUAGCCUGGGGCUCUGCUUACAGGACUGGCCCUGCCCAUCUUCCCCACCCCCUCCUCCUACAACACCCCCAGGGCAGGACACCUGCAUCCAGAAGCAACAGUAGCCCACCCUCUUCCUCCUCGUCUUCCCCUACAUCUUCUUCCUCCUCCGCUGAGGCAUCUGGGACAUCCAGACUCGGUGUCAUGCCCCCCACAGAGUCCCUCAGGGUGCCUCCCAGUGGCUCGCUGCCCCUCGGUCUGUCUCUGCCAACAUCCAAGCUUUCACCACCGCUCCUUUCAUCCCUCUCCUCGCUGUCAGCCUUCCCCCUCUCCUUCGGUGCUUUCCCUCUGGUCUCCCCGACGGCUCUCAGCACAGUGAGCCCCUCCUCCACCCUGUCAAAGCCUUACAGGCCUUGGGGCACAGAGAUUGGGGCCUUCUGAAGCUAACAGCAGGACUGAAGGCAACAGCUGAGCUGUGCCCACCCUCACAGACUAGGCAAGAUAACCUGCCUCAUCUGUUUUUAUAGCAAUAAAACACAGGAGAACAAAGCAAGCUGAUUUAUUUUGUUCAGUAUAAAGAAUAAGUUUGACAGGUUGCUGAAGGGUGUUGUUUCCUCUCAGUAUGUCAUUACUCCCAUAAAGAAAGGAAUUCUAAAUGAUUUUAUGUUAUUCAUUGGAACUGAUAACUAAUUUAGUUGUGCACUGUCUCCAGGUUGAAGACUGAUAUGAUGAUAUGUCCAUGAGUAGAUUUUCUGUAAGCACAGAUGUAGAGAUAAUAUUUUGUAGACCACAUACUGAAACUUCUACAUUUUCCGAGCAUGGAUGUCUGUAUUUAACAUAAUGUAGAAUGACUUAAUUGGGCCUUCUUCUUCAGUGGUAUCAGAAGUCGUGGAAAUGAAUAUGCAUAUUAUAUGUGCCACUGCUGUAAAACUAACCACUUGAGAAUUGGAACAUUGCAUUCGAUUUGUAAUAUUUUUGUACCAAUAAAUUGAGUUAAAAGUAUAAAACAUGGA